This is a messenger RNA of Patella vulgata (common limpet), 921 nucleotides long. Its product is annotated as cartilage intermediate layer protein 2. Lineage: Eukaryota; Metazoa; Mollusca; Gastropoda; Patellidae. The record is from RefSeq and is a predicted model, not a curated record. The transcript has 3 exons. Bases 90 to 698 code for a protein of 202 amino acids.
CGUUAUUGCAUUUUGGACUGACUAUAAAAGUUGGUUAAGAAUUCUCUACUGGCAUUCUCGAAAUCGUUACUGAUCAAAGAAUACUAAAAAUGAAAGCUUUUGCAGUUUUAGUUCUUGCUGUUGUGGUUUACAACCAUGCAGCUGAAGGCUUUGAUUGUAACCAAUGGACGAAAUUCUAUAGUCGAGAUCAACCAUCUUGGACAGCAGACUAUGAAGCUCUUGCUGACAUUCGAAAGGAAAACCCCAAAGAUCACAUCUGUGCAGUACCAUCAGACCUUGAUGUCCAAACACUGAACGGAAUUGGUUAUAGAGAAGCUAGAGAAGUUGUAAAGAUUGGUCCCACUUUUGGUUUCGCAUGCUACAAUAAUCAGCAACCUGACGGCCACUGUUUAGAUUACAAAGUUCGAUUCUGUUGUAUGCAACAGACACCAACAUGUAAAAAAUGGACCCAGUUUUACAACAGAGAUUCUCCAUCUGCAAGUGGUGAUUGGGAAACUUUGAAUGAACUACGUAAAGCCCACCCAUCCCUCUGUGCAAACCCUUCGGCCAUUGAUGUCAGAUUGGUUAAAACCGGAAAGGAUUUUAGAACGGCUAAUGAGGUUGUAAGUGUGUAUCCAUCCAGAGGUUUUUGGUGCCAGAAUAAGCUGCAGAAAGAUAAAUACUGCGAAAAUUACAAGGUCCGAUUCUGUUGUCCAUAAAUUCUUCCAUCUGUUAUUCUCUUAUUAAAUAUGUAACACUAAUUGUUAGUGAGAUCCGAAAACAUGUAAAACAAAUCUUUAUUUCUCAAAAAGAAACUUCUACUAUCAUUUGUAAAAGCCCCUUUUGACAAGUACGGCCAGUAGAUGAUGUAACACUUAUUAUUAGUGAUAUCAAUAUGUAAAACAAAUCUUUUUAUCUUCGAAAUAAACCUCUGAUAACAUG